Messenger RNA from Ostrea edulis (European flat oyster), 1890 nucleotides. RefSeq names its product actin-1-like. The transcript is spliced from 9 exons. The record is from RefSeq and is a predicted model, not a curated record. Bases 140 to 1279 code for a protein of 379 amino acids. NCBI's taxonomy places the organism in Eukaryota, Metazoa, Mollusca, Bivalvia, Ostreida, Ostreidae.
UCCUUGUCUAACCUAACUCCAGGAUCCGGAUCGCUGGUAGCCUGGUUACUUUCCGCAAACACGCACUGUACAUGUAGAAUGCAGCUUCAGAUUUCUCUGGAACCUGUGACUGUAGGCUACCGGACAGUAGAGAUAUGUCAUGAGUGAUGAUAAUGAUUGGUUGGAAGCAGUAGUCAUUGACAAUGGAUCCGGAUCCUGUCAAGCGGGGUUUGCAGGAGAGGAUGCCCCUCAGUCUGUUUUUCCGUCGGUAGUGGGAAGACCCAGAUAUCAGACAAGAUUACACAGUACCGCAUGGUCAGACAGCUAUGUGGGAGAUAAAGCCUUGUCCAUUGGUGGAGCUGUGGCACUCCGUUACCCUAUUGAGAGGGGUAUAAUAACUGACUGGCAUGAUAUGGAAUUAUUAUGGCAGCACGUUUUUGAGAGUGAAUUAAGAACAAAGUCUGAAGAAAAAAAGGUUCUCAUGACAGAUGCAGUUCACACUCCAGUGGGAAACCGUGAAAAAAUGACACAGGUAAUGAUGGAAAAAUUCAAUGUUGCUGCUUUUUAUGUGAUAAACCAAGCCAUUCUUUCACUGUAUGCAUCAGGAAGGGGAUGUGGAACAAUAGUGAAUAUGGGAGAUGGAGUCACUCAUGUCUAUCCAAUUUAUGAAGGGUUUACUGUCUUAUCAGCAAGUAGGCGACUGGAAUUAGCAGGAAGAGAUCUAACAUUCUAUUUACAGAAACUUUUAUAUGAGAAAGGCUAUUCAUUCACCACUUCGGUGGAGAUGGAGAUUGUGAAGGAUAUGAAGGAACAGCUAUGUUUUGUCAGCCAGGAUUAUCAGAAAGACCUUCACACAGCAUCCUCCUCCUCAGAUUUGGAGAAAUCUUACAAAUUGCCGGAUGGCAAUGAAAUUAAAUUAAGAAGUGAACGGUUUCAAUGUCCCGAAGCCAUGUUUCAGCCAUCAAUGCUCGGGAUGAACUCUGGUGGAGUCCAUGAGGUUCUCAACAACAGUAUCAUGGCUUGUGAUAUAGAUCUGAGAGGCUUAUUAUACAACAAUGUCAUUGUUUCUGGAGGAACUACGAUGUGCUCAGGUAUUGUCGACAGACUGCAAUCUGAAGCGCGAGCACUCACACCAGACCACUUACGGGUGCAUGUAGUGGCACCCCCGGAGAGAAAGUAUUUAUCUUGGAUUGGAGGAUCCAUUAUUGCAUCCUUAUCAACGUUCCAACAAAUGUGGAUUACCCAGGAGGAGUAUAAUGAAUUUGGACCCAACAUAGUUCAUCGGCGGUGCAAGUACUAAUGUAGAGAAAACGAUAUUGAUGUGUAGAUAUUUUAAGAUUCCAUCUGAUAUACGUAAAUAGACUUCUGUGAAAGUGGAUCAUGUACGAUAUAUAAAUAGACGCAUCAUUCAUUUUGCGAUUGAAGGUGGACAAUACACAAAUCUAUCAGGUAUUCGUAGGCCUGAAUUAUGCUCCCUGAUCUGGGGGUAUUACAACGCUUUGGACACUGUGAUAAACUUUUCCAUUUCUAGUAUAUAAAGUGAAAAAGGGCUAUGAUCCCAAAACAGGUCACUGACCGCCUGGAAUUUAUGGCAAUACUGAAAUUGUGUCUGAAUCAUUUCUUGCACACUGUAAGGUCCAGCACCACCAAACCUGGUCAGCUGAUGCAUCUUUGGAGGAAAACGCGGGAUUUUAAUGUAGGUCACUGUGGUCUCGUUUUGGAAUUUUAUGGUGUGCCCGGAUCAUAUAUUGCACACUGUAAGGCCUAGUAUCAUGAAACCUAAUGUGCUGAUAGAGAACAUCAGGCAUCUUACAGUAAUUUUAUUCCAAUGUAAUUGCAAAUGACAGCAUCAUGGCUUGUGAGUUUGAGUAUGCAAAAAUAAAUAUACAUGUGUACAUGUAGUGUACAUUA